This is a messenger RNA of Synchytrium microbalum, 495 nucleotides long. RefSeq lists its product as uncharacterized. Gene Ontology annotation, biological process: negative regulation of translation; translation. The transcript has 4 exons. Bases 1 to 495 code for a protein of 164 amino acids. Gene Ontology annotation, molecular function: mRNA binding; structural constituent of ribosome. Lineage: Eukaryota; Fungi; Chytridiomycota; Chytridiomycetes; Synchytriales; Synchytriaceae. Gene Ontology annotation, cellular component: mitochondrial large ribosomal subunit; ribosome. The record is from RefSeq and is a predicted model, not a curated record.
AUGAGUUGGAGUCCAUUAGGAAAGACUGGAUUGGCCUAUGCCAAAGUAUGGCAUCUUGUUGAUGCACGAGACAAACCAUUGGGAAGACUAGCCCAACGAAUUGGAAUUGCCCUAAGAGGCAAAUACAAACCAAUAUACAAUCCAGCUGUCGACACUGGAGAUUACGUUGUAGUCAUUAACGCCAGACAUGUGGCCCUCUCUGGUGACAAAAAGGACACCAAAAUGUAUCAUUGGCAUACUGGAUGGCCAGGUGGUUUGAGAAAGGCUUCCUUCAAGGAACUCGUUGAAAAGAAUCCAACCUCGCCUCUACAAAAAGCUGUAUAUGGGUUGCUACCCAAAAACAAUUUACGGCAUGUUUGGAUGUCUAGACUCAAAAUAUUCGCUGACGAUCAACAUCCAUACGCGGCAAACAUUUUAAGAGACUACGAACAGUCACCACCGACAUCGCAGGAAGCACCACAACCGCAGUCACCACUACCACCUCAACAACAGUAA